Molecule: messenger RNA, 2398 nt
Organism: Leptonychotes weddellii (Weddell seal)
Lineage: Eukaryota; Metazoa; Chordata; Mammalia; Carnivora; Phocidae
Source: RefSeq, a predicted model, not a curated record
UCUUUCAGGUCUAACUUCAAACUUGUGGCUGUUAAUUCAAAACUCUAUGCCAUUGGUGGGCAGGCCGUUUCUAAUGUUGAGUGUUACAAUCCUGAGCAGGAUGCCUGGAAUUUUGUGGCACCCUUACCAAAUCCUUUGGCUGAGUUCUCUGCGUGUGAGUGUAAGGGAAAAAUUUACGUCAUUGGAGGAUAUACCACCAGAGACCGCAACAUGAACAUUCUGCAGUACUGCCCCUCGGCCGACAUCUGGACCCUCUUGGAAACCUGUGAUGUCCACAUUCGCAAGCAGCAGAUGGUAUCUGUUGAGGAGACCAUCUACAUCGUGGGCGGCUGUCUGCACGAGCUGGGACCCAACCGGAGGAGCAGCCAGAGUGAGGACAUGCUCACCGUGCAGUCCUACAACACGGUCACGCGACAGUGGCUCUACCUCAAAGAGAACACGUCCAAAUCGGGUCUUAACUUGACUUGCGCGCUUCACAACGACGGCAUCUACAUCAUGAGCAGAGACGUGACCCUGUCCACCAGCCUGGAACAUCGAGUUUUCCUCAAGUACAACAUCUUCUCAGACAGUUGGGAAGCAUUCAGGCGUUUCCCAGCCUUUGGACACAACUUGCUGGUCUCCUCUCUUUAUCUGCCCAAUAAAGCAGAAACAUGACUGAACUGACUUAGGAUUUAAAAGAAACCUGGUUCAAGGCAGAAAAAGAAAAAAAAAAAAUGUAGCGUCCCAUUUCCAGGGAGGCCGAUUUCUAAGAGGAAAACGUGGGUGGAAGUAGGUCACAUGUACAAUAGCUGUAAAUAAGCUUACUUGAACUAAUUACUUGAAAACUUGUGGAGAAAAGAGACCAACUUUAUUAUUUUUUUAAUUAUUGAUUUUUAAAUGAUGGGAGCAAAUCCAUGAUAAUAUUUUCUUCCAAAUAUGGUACCCUUGGGCCAGUGACUGAAACUGAUCAUCAAAAAGAAGAUUCAUUGUGUCUGCUUUAGUAAAGGGCCAAAGUCAAUAGUUGACGUGAAUGGAACUGGUCUCACAGUCCAUGUCAUCAAUGCUGCCAGCCAUCCAUUGCCCAUCCAUGAGAGUGAGAUGAAUGGAGUCUAUUUCUCAUCCUGCCUUAGACAGAGGAGUGAAUGAAUUAGGUGAGUAGAUACCACCCAGAAUGGCUUUGAAAGCACUGAGCUGAUUCAGCUCCGUUCCCUGGUUCCCAGAAAUACUUACUGAAAGUCUGUUGUGUGCAGGACAGUAUUAAGAACCAGGGAUAUAGACGUAAAUGAACCACGUCCCCUGAUCUGGAAGAGCUUACAGCCUUGUAAAAAUGUUUGCCGUAAUCAUUAUAACCCAUGUCCUCAAAGAUGCCUACCUUUGUCAGGCAUACUGGGGCUCUCUGGCCCGGCCGCCUCUUCAGUCCUGACCGCUUCAUGAUCUACUAACAAUUCUAAUGAACCAGCUUUUCUCUAAAUUUGAACAUCACAACCUAUGUUUCUGUUUUAAUGGUAUGCUUUUUUUCUCACUACUUUUCAUAGUCUUCUCUGUACUUCAUCUUUCAAAAAAAAAAGUGGUAUGUGACCUGCUUUAAAGAGAAUUACUAGGCACACAGCCUAUUUGGCUAAGGGCUCAGCAGCUUGACCCCGUGAGAAGGGGGAGCAAAGUCAGGGAAGUGAGUGUUGGGAGAGAGGCGAGCUGUUCACGUGUGUGUUUGUACGUAUGCCUUUAAAACACUUCCAUAAAGAGCAUUACUAAGUGGUCAUUAAGACACUAGUCCUGACUGAAAGUCAGUUGUUGCCUGUGUGAUCACUAUCCAAGGGUGGUUUUCUGUCCUUAUGUUUCAUUCAUGUAAGAAUAUUUGCUGUUUUUCAUUUUCUUGUGUUGAUUUAGGAACACGAUAUAAAAUACACACCAGUUGAUAUAAUGCUAACUUCUGCACUUGAUAUAACCAUUUUUAUCCAUUCCUCUAGGACACGUUAAAUGUAAAAGAUGGUCAAUUUUGAGGAGCAAAAGGCCGCUGAGAUGACUUUGGUAGUGUUGGCUGGUACUUUCUCAAAUGGAUGUCAUAGUUUAUUACUAGUAAAGAAAAGGAAAAUGUAAUUUGCAUUAUUGUAUCAUUUUUCUAAGAAAAAUCUUAAUAGGGGGUUCUUUAGAUGUCUCUACAAUGUUUUCAUAUCUAGUGGUCAUUUUAGGAAAAUUGAUAGUCUGUAGAAUGAACAGUUAUGUUUUGUUUUGACUGACACUUUGUUAAAAAGGUUGUAUUGUGUCUUCAAGUGUGGCUUAAAAUGUAAACAUUAUGGUAUGAUUCAUUCAAAUACAAUGAUGCCUAUGAUGCACUCACUCAAAUAGCAUUUGUUCUGUAUUUAUAACUAGAACCAUAGAAGAACAUCUCUUCAAAUAAAAUAGUUCAAAAUCUUAACAA